Messenger RNA from Thermothielavioides terrestris NRRL 8126, 1466 nucleotides. RefSeq lists its product as uncharacterized. The transcript has a single exon. Gene Ontology annotation, molecular function: dioxygenase activity. The record is from RefSeq and is a predicted model, not a curated record. The coding region runs from base 93 to 1190 and encodes 365 amino acids. Lineage: Eukaryota; Fungi; Ascomycota; Sordariomycetes; Sordariales; Chaetomiaceae.
CAUGAACCCGCGCUCUUCCACGGGGAUGCGCCAGAUUGAGAGCAUCAGGACAACAAGCAGCAAGAAUUGAGUCCCACCAUACCGCAUUCAUCAUGGCUCCCACUACUGAAGCGCCGCAGACGGUCGAGUGGCAGGGCAGGCAGGUGCCUGUCUGGCCGAUGCGCACCAUCAACUACAGCCUGCUGCUCUCCCAGGACCCGGACGAGGUGGAGAAGGUGACCAAAGCCUGCCUCGAGGACGGCUACUUCCAGCUGGACCUCAACGGCAUCGACGGCCGGCGCAUGCUCGAGGACCGGGAGGAGGUGCUGCGACUGAUGCACCGCUUCUUCUCGGCGCCGCUCGAGGCCAAGAACGAGUACGGGCUGAUCGACUCGCACCUCGGGUACGAGCCGGUGGGCAAUCGCACGGGCGCGUUCGGUGCCGGCACCAGGGACGGCUACGAGAUGCUGAAAGUGUCGCGCGACGAGAUCCAGCAGGGCAGCCCGCGGGUGCCGUCGCCUAUCAAGAACAGCGACGACCUGCGGGUGCUGGAGCACGCCAUCGGCAGCUGCAACACGGUCACCAAGGUGAUCCUCUCGGCUCUGUCGACGGGCAUGGGCCUGACGGGGGCCGCGCGGUUUGAGAACUCGCACCGCAACGACCGGCCCUCGACCACGACGCUGUCCAUGAUGCACUACCUCCCCGCCAACGAGACGGGCCAGCACAAGAUCGGGCACCAGAAGCACACCGACAUCAGCUCGCUGACGCUGCUCUUCAGCGACCAGUGGGGGCUGCAGAUCCGCCCGCCCGGCGAGUGCGGCGCGCGCGAGAUGGGCUUCGUGGCGCCGCGGCCGGGCUGCGCGUUCGUGCACGUGGGCGACUCGCUGCGCUUCGCCAGCGGCAUGCGCUUCCAGUCGUGCAUCCACCGGGUCGUGCCGUUCGACCCGGCCGAGCACCGCUACUCGAUCGCCUACUUCCUGCGGGCCGAGGACGACACCAUGUUCCAGGACUCGGAGGGCCGCUGGGUCACGGCCAAGGAGUGGCACGACCAGAAGUUCAAGGCCUUCACCGACCCGCCCGUCUGGCAGGCCAUGGCCCCCAAGUCCAUGAUCCUCGGCGGCAUGGUGGAGGACGGCGCCGACGACCCGGUGCCCAUCGUCCCCGCCGACCUCGUCAAGGGCGCCGCCAAGGAGACGGCCGUUGAGGCGUGAUCAGCGAGCCGGUUUCCCACGAGCUAUGCGACUGGUGUCUGCUUUGGCAUAUGCACGUGUAUAUAGACGCCAGUUAGGUCUUCUCGAGAAACGUGAUCGAAUCGAUUCUGUGCUGUCCAAGCCCAGCUGGUUCAUAAUGUAUACACCACAUGGUGGUUUUGUGUGUCGCCCCUGUCGUCCAGACAGCCGGGAGAAAAACUUGCGAGAAUGCCGUGGGUAGAGAGGGAGUGGAGGGUCGCAGGCGAAGAGCCUGGGCGGUCCGGGGGCAUGCCAACA